This is a messenger RNA of Lethenteron reissneri (Far Eastern brook lamprey), 3533 nucleotides long. Its product is annotated as solute carrier family 12 member 3-like. The record is from RefSeq and is a predicted model, not a curated record. Gene Ontology annotation, biological process: sodium ion transmembrane transport; potassium ion homeostasis; sodium ion homeostasis. Lineage: Eukaryota; Metazoa; Chordata; Hyperoartia; Petromyzontiformes; Petromyzontidae. Gene Ontology annotation, cellular component: apical plasma membrane. Gene Ontology annotation, molecular function: sodium:potassium:chloride symporter activity.
CGAACCUCCACCACGGGUGUGCCUGCAGCUGACCGUGUCAGCGUCGCGGGUGGCACCGAUUAGCGCGGUUGGCUACAUACGGUGCGAAAGAAGUUCAACACACACAUCCAUCCAUCUCAAGCCGCACCACUCGUGGCUCCUCCUGCCGGCCGUGUCAUCCUCGGGCUCCACUGCCGCCCAUGCUCGGCGUCAGACGCGGGCGAUUCGAGGUGUCGGGACCCAUGGAAGACUCCCUGUACGAGAACGAUGGCCAGGCGGCUCAGCCGAGCCGCUUCAGAGUGAGCCGCCUCUCCUCGCUGGGAGGAGGAGGAGGAGACGACACUGACGACGCCGGGGAGGGUCGCGCCCGAGGCGACCUGGAGCUGACGGGCUACGACACCGUGAGCGACACCUACUACCAGAAGACGUGGGGGCACGACACGCUGGACGCGGUGCCACGCAUCGACUUCUACUGCAAUACGGUGGUGCCGGGGGAGAGGGCCCAGAAAGUGCGGCCCUCUUUGGCCGAGCUGCACGGAGCUCCCGUGAAGUUGCCGCCGUCACCGCUGGAGUCCCCCGAGGAGGGAUCCGCUGGGGGAGAGAAGGGAGCCGCUGGGGGAGAGGAUGGGGACGCCGAUGAAACGGCACCGGAUCCCGAGCUCAUUCGCUUCGGCUGGGUCAAGGGCGUCAUGAUCCGAUGCAUGCUCAACAUCUGGGGAGUCAUUCUCUAUCUCCGGCUGCCCUGGAUCACGGCGCAGGCCGGCAUCGCGCUCACGUGGCUCAUCAUCCUCAUGUCCGUGACCGUGACGAGCAUCACGGGACUCUCCAUCUCCGCCAUCUCCACCAAUGGGAAGGUCAAGUCGGGCGGCACCUACUUCCUCAUCUCGCGCAGCCUGGGCCCCGAGCUGGGCGGCUCCAUUGGCCUCAUCUUCGCCUUCGCCAACGCCGUGGCCGUGGCCAUGCACACCGUGGGAUUCGCCGAGACGGUGCGCGACCUCCUCAUCGAGACGGGCAGCACCAUCGUGGACCCGACCAACGACAUCCGCAUCAUCGGCGUCAUCACCGUCACCAUCCUGCUGGGCAUCUCGCUCGCCGGCAUGGAGUGGGAGGCCAAGGCCCAGGUGGUGUUCUUCAUCGUGAUCAUGAUUUCCUUCGCAAACUACCUGGUGGGCACCGUCAUUCCCUCCACCAAGGAGAAGCAGUCCAAGGGGUUCUACAACUACAGAUCCGACAUCUUUGCGCAGAACAUUGGGCCUGCCUGGAGGGGCGAGCAGGGCACCUUCUUCGGCAUGUUCUCCAUCUUCUUCCCCUCGGCCACGGGGAUCCUGGCGGGGGCAAACAUCUCCGGCGACCUCAGGGAGCCCAACAUCGCCAUCCCUAAGGGGACCAUGCUGUCCAUCUUCUGGACGACCGUCUCCUACCUGGUCAUAUCCGCAACCAUCGCGUCGUGCGUGAUCCGCGACGCGUCGGGCAAUGUGAACGACACGCUGCCGGAGGGGGUGCCCCCGGUGCCCUGCGUGGGUCUCGGCUGCGACCACGGCUGGAACUUCACGGAGUGCACCCUCGCGCAGAGCUGCCCCUACGGACUCAUCAACAACUACCAGACCAUGGGCCUGGUGUCGGGGAUCGCGCCGCUCAUCACAGCCGGGAUAUUCGGGGCGACGCUCUCGUCCGCGCUGGCCUGCCUCGUCAGCGCUCCCAAAGUGUUCCAGUGCCUGUGCAAGGAUCAACUCUACCCGGGCAUUGGGAUGUUUGGCCGUGGCUAUGGCAAGAACAACGAGCCCAUCCCAGGCUACAUCCUCACCUUCAUCAUCGCCGUCGGCUUCAUCCUCAUCGCCGAGCUAAACACGAUCGCCCCCAUCAUCUCCAACUUCUUCCUGGCCUCAUACGCACUCAUCAACUUCUCCUGCUUCCACGCCUCCAUCACCAACUCUCCCGGCUGGCGCCCGUCGUUCCGCUACUACAGCAAGUGGGCAUCGCUGUUCGGCGCCAUCAUCUCCAUCGUCAUCAUGUUCCUGCUCACCUGGUGGGCCGCGCUCAUCGUCGUGGGGAUUGUCAUCUUCCUCCUGGCCUACGUCAUCUACAAGAAGCCAGCCGUGAACUGGGGCUCGUCGGUCCAGGCCAGAUCCUACAACAUGGCGCUGUCUUACACGGUGGGCCUCAACCAGGUGGAGGAACACAUCAAGAACUACCGGCCGCAGUGUCUGGUGCUGACCGGGCCCCCCAACUCGCGGCCGGCCCUCGUGGACUUCGUCGGGACCUUCACGAAGAAGCACAGCCUCAUGCUGUGCGGGAACGUGGUGUCGAGCCCCGGCGGCCUAAAGCAGAAGGAGGCGAGCGUGGAGGGCCAGGUGCGGUGGAUGGCCAAGCGCAAGAUGCACGCCUUCUACCACACCGUGGCCGCCAGCAACCUGCGCACCGGCACCCAGAUGAUGCUGCAGGCCGCCGGACUUGGAAAGUUCAAGCCGGACGUCCUGGUGAUGGGCUUCAAGAAGAACUGGAGCUCCAAGCACCCUCAGCAGAUGGAGGAUUACAUCAACAUAGUCCAUGACGCCUUCGACUUAAACUUCGGGGUUUGCAUCCUGAGGGUGAAGGAGGGACUGGACGUGUCCCAAUCCGCGCAGGCGCGAGUCAACCCGGCGUUUAACGGGACGGAAAACGGACACUCGCACACCAACGGGGACGGCAGCGGCGCAGGUGGCGUGGCUCGCACUCACGGGACUCACGGCCCCCCAGAAGGCACCGUCGUCGUUGUGGUCGCACGCUCUUCAGUCAAUGCACACGCUGCGCUCGCCGACCCAGAGGCCGCAAUCACAGACGCCCAAACGCCCAGCAGCUUCCAGGGCUCCCAGGGGAAGAAGUACGUCGACAUCUACUGGCUCUUCGACGACGGAGGACUGUCCCUCCUCAUCCCGUACCUGCUGACGAGGAAGAAGAGGUGGCGGAACUGCAAGCUGCGGGUCUUCAUCGGAGGCCAGAUCAACCGCGUGGAGGAGGAGCGCCGCGUCAUGGUCCAACUGCUGAACCAGUUCCGGCUCAACUUCCACGAGGUGAACGUCCUUCUCGACAUCAACCAGCGACCCCGGCCAGAACAUCAGAAACGCUUCGAGGACACCGUAGCCCCGUAUCGGCUCAACGAUGGCUUCCUGGAUGAGCUGGCCUUGGAGGAGAUGAGGAAGAACUGCCCCUGGAAGAUUUCUGACGAGGAGAUCCAGCGACACCGCACCAAGACGUCUCGCCAGAUCCGGCUCAAUGAGAUUCUGCUGGAUUACUCCCGGGACUCUGCGCUCGUCGUCGUCAGCAUGCCAGUGGGGCGCAAGGAUUCGUGUCCCAGCGCGCUCUACAUGGCGUGGCUCGACGCUCUCUCCCAGGACCUGCGAGCGCCCGUGCUGCUCGUGCGCGGCAACCAAUCAAACGUGCUGACAUUCUACUGCCAGUGAGGGCCCAACGUGCUGACAUUCUACUGCCAGUGAGGGCCCGACAACCAAUCCAACGUGCUGACAUUCUACUGCCAGUGAGGGCCCAACAACCAACCCAACGUACUGACAUUCUAC